Caenorhabditis briggsae is the source of this 531-nucleotide messenger RNA. The coding region runs from base 1 to 531 and encodes 176 amino acids. NCBI's taxonomy places the organism in Eukaryota, Metazoa, Nematoda, Chromadorea, Rhabditida, Rhabditidae. The transcript is spliced from 5 exons. The record is from RefSeq and is a predicted model, not a curated record.
AUGAGUUCGUCGAAUAGCGAUGUUUACGAGUUUCCGGAAGACAACAAAAUUGUGCAAACAAAUUUGGCCGAUUACACUACCGAACUACUCGAUGGGAACAGUUCAACGACAAAAAGCACGAUUUCAGACGACCCACCUAAUCAAUUGUUUCUGACAUCCCUGCUAUCAGUUGGCUCUGCGGCUUUUUUCCUGACAUUAUCUGCUUCGGUUGUUCGCUUCUCUCCGUUUCUCGGUUCCAUACUUUCGAUUUCUAUUAUCCUUAUAUUCAGAGAAUGGAACAGAAUAUAUGGAGGACUUUUGACUCCGCGGCUCAAAGCUUCCAUCAACUAUUCAACCGUACUAAAAGAUAACAAAGAGUAUAUUCCUUUCUAUGACAUGGACUGGCUGUUUGGGGGCAAGUACAAACCAUACUGUUACGGUUGUACAGGCCCUGCUAUCAAUCCUGAUAUGUGUAGGACACCUGAUGAUCCCGACAGCCGUUCUCCAACAAAGGAAAGAAACGAGGGAGAGAAACUGAUGAAAAAUAGCUGA